AUGAAUGUGGAAGAAUUUUUUCAAAAAUUCGGUCAGUCUCAAGGCAACGCCAAAAGUCUGAUCCACAGAGACAAUAAGGAUGGCAAUAAACAAGAUGGCCGUAUUGUCACCGGUGAUUUGCAGAGUGCACUAAGCAGUGCUGUGCGGAAUGGACAACUUGACCUCAUCCAAAAACUAAUCAGUCAAGGUGCUGAGGUGAAUAAAGUUGAAAAGGACGGUUGGACCUCAUUACAUUUGGCAGCACAGAAUGGUCAUUAUGAUGUCAUCAAAUAUCUCAUCAGUCAAGGAGCCCAGGUGAAUAAAGUUGAAAAGGACGGUUGGACCUCUUUACAUUUGGCAGCACAGAAUGGCCAUCCUGACGUCAUCGAAUAUCUCAUCAGUCAAGGAGCUGAGGUGAAUAAAGUUGACAAGGGCGGAUGGACUGCAUUACAUAAAGCUUCAGCGAAUGAUCAUCUUGAUGUCGUCAAAGAAGUAAUCAGUCAAGGAGCUGAGGUGAAUAAAGUUGAAAAGGACGGUUGGACAUCAUUACAUUUGGCAGCACAGAAUGGCCAUCCUGACGUCAUCGAAUAUCUCAUCAGUCAAGGAGCUGAGGUGAAUAAAGUUGACAAGGACGGAUGGACUGCAUUACAUAAAGCUUCAGCGAAUGAUCAUCUUGAUGUCGUCAAAGAAUUAAUCAGUCAAGAAGCUGAGGUGAAUGAAGUUCAAAAUGACGGUUGGACAUCAUUACAUUUGGCAGCACAGAAUGGCCAUCAUGACGUCAUCAAAUAUCUCAUCAGUCAAGGAGCCCAGGUAAAUAAAGUUCAAAAUAGCGGUUGGACCUCAUUACAUUUGGCAGCACAGAAUGGCCUUCCUGACAUCAUCAAAUAUCUCAUCAGUCAAGGAGCUGAGGUGAAUAAAGUUCAAAAUGGUGGUUGUACUGCAUUACAUCUAGCUUCAAAGAAUGGUCGUACUGAUGUCACCAAAUAUCUCAUCAGUCAAGGUGCUGAGUUGAAUAAUAUUGACUAUAAUGGAUGGACUGCAUUACAUAUAGCUUCAAAGAAUGGUCAUAUUGGCGUCGUCAAAGAAUUGAUUAGUCAAGGAGCUGAUGUUGAUAAGGCUAGUGACAAAGGAUGGUCAGCCUUAUACCUUGCCGCAGCUGCUGGUCAUGUUCGUGUUUCAAUUAUUUUGCUUAGUCAGCAAGCUGAGCUGGCCAAAGCAAAUAUAAUUCAUUGGACGGAGUUUCAUUCCGCUGCAGAGAGAGGCGAUCUUGAUGACAUGAAAGAGCAAGUCAGUCAAGGAGCCGAGCUGGAUAAAGCUGGUUCUUUUGGUUGGACAGCCUUACAUAUUGCAGCAAGUAAUGGACACCUUGAUAUGACAAAAUAUUUGCUAAGUCAAGGAGCUGAUGUGAAUUCUAGCAAUGACUUUGGUAGGUGUGCUUUGCAUAGUGCAUCAAAGAAAGGAAACUUGGAUGUCGUGGAAUAUCUGAUUAGUGAAGGGGCCGAUAUGAACAAAGGAAAUGACUUUGGAUUUACUGCCCUAGAUUAUGCCUCAAUGGAUGGUCAUUUAGAUAUCAUCAAAUUCCUAAUCGGUCAUGGAGUUGAGGCAGAUAAUUGCGACGCAGAUGGAACCACUACUCUCCAUCAUGCCUUACAUGCUGGCCAUAUCGACAUUACAAAGUAUCUGCUUAGCCAAGGCUCUGAACUGAAUAAGAGAAGUGUGCAUGACUCUGUCAUCUUACAAUUCGAUGGACAGUAUGGUCACUAUGAUGUUGUGCGAUGUGUGCACAGUCGAGUCGAUCGUGUAGUAAGCAGACUCGUUAAUUCUCUCACUGUCUUUAGAGGUGCCCCAGAAAGUGAUCUUGGUGGAAGCAAUUAUCAAGAUGGCGAUGAGGAUAAGACAGUUCAAGGUGGGAUGAUUAUUGUGCGUAUGCCACUUAUAGGGUCUGAUUUUGACCUUCAAGAUCUUCUUGCAAGUCAAGGAGGCAGAACUGUUGAUCGCACAUCAUUACAAGACGCUACAGAAGGUGGCUGUCUUGCAGUUGUUCAGUUUAUAACCAGUCAAGGAGCUGAUGUGAACGAAAGCAAUAAUGUUGGCUGGACUGCUCUUCACUUUGCUGCGCAAAUGGGUCAUCUCAAUAUUGUAGAUUAUCUACUUGGACAAGGAGCUGAAGUAGCUAGAGGGGAUGUUCAUGGUAUCUCUCCUUUACAUGUUGCUGCAUUCAUUGGCCAUUGUGACGUUACCGAGCAUUUGCUUAGGCGAGGAGCCGAGGUCAACGGAGCCACCAAGGAGAAAGGUUCUACAGCCCUACAUGUCGGAGUGCAGAAUGGUCAUCUCGAUAUCACACAAGGCUUGCUCAACCACGGAGCCGAACUUGAUGCUACAGACAAUGAUGGUUGGACUCCCUUGCACAUUGCUGCUCAGAACGGUCACAUCGAUGUCAUGAAGUGUCUACUUCAGCAACUUGCAGAUGUUAGCAAGGUUACACAGAAGGGAUCAUCUGCAUUGCAUUUGUCUGUCGCAAAUGGACAUACCGCUGUCACAAGAUAUCUAUUGGAGCACGGAGCUGAAGUAAAUCUGAGUAAACAUGGUCCAACUGCGUUGCAACUUGCUGCAGAACAAGACCAAGUGCAUGGGACAGGUCCAGAUACGCGGUGUGCUGAAGGGCAGAAACACACUUCUUCCCCAAAUGGCCAUGCAGAUACUGAGGGUUUAACAGAAGAUGAGAAGAAGGUUGUUGGACAACAUGCUGAGAAAGGCUUCACAUCAGUUCAUUUAGCCACGCAAAAUGGCUACACCUCCAUCAUCGAGACAUUAGUUUCUCAUGGCGCCGAUCUCAACAUGCAGUCCAUAGACGGACAUACCUGUCUUCAUGAAGCCAUCAGACUUUCUGGUCGGAAGGACAGCAAAGUUGCAGCAACACCAGCACUCCAAAAGAUCUCAGAAGAGUUCUAUCAGAAUGAAUUGUCUCCCAAAAAGGCCCUGGUCUUCUAUCUCUUGGACAACGGAGCAAAGCCGGACAUCAAGGAUAACCAAGGCAACCUACCAGUCCACUAUGCCAACGAUGAAAUCGUUCGCCAGAUGAUAUUCUCAAGGUCUCCUGAUAUGGACAUCAUCAGAGCUUAUCGAGCCGAAGAGUCGGCACCACCAGUGGUCAACGCUGUCUCUGCUCAGGUUGGAUGUGACGGUAAACAGCUCGAACUGGAACAACAUGGUAUUUCAAUGGCUAUCCCACCUGGGGCUGUCGAACAGAACAAAUCUUGCAAGAUCACCAUUACCGUUGUGAAAAACCUCCCUGAUGUUGUCAUCCAAGAUGACACAUCAAUGGCAGCCUACGGGAUCAGAUGUGACCCUCCAAAUAUGGUCUUCCACCAGCCUGUUAAGAUCAGGAUACCACAUUUCACCUUGGUCACCAACGCUGAGCAAGUGAUACCAGACAUCGUCUCACAUAUUUGGGAUGCAAAAGAGGGUUUACCGAGAAUUUCGAGGACAAAGUCAUCUGCUGCACCUGACAAAUUGCCGUACUGCAAGGUCCUUGAGAGACAUCUUGAGCUGCACAUCGAUCACUGUGGCGAGUGGUGGGUUCUUAUCCCUCUUGAGCAACAGAUCAUUCAGCUUCAAUUCAUGUGUACCCCAUACGUACCGGACAAGAUUGAAAGAGGCAAAGAGUUUGAUGUUCAUCUCCACCUGAAUGCCGAUAUCCCGGGCAUAGAAAUGGAUGUGACUCGAUCUAGCUCCUACACACGUCGCUUUCAGACUUUGGAUAUAGCCUGA
Molecule: messenger RNA, 3750 nt
Organism: Strongylocentrotus purpuratus (purple sea urchin)
Lineage: Eukaryota; Metazoa; Echinodermata; Echinoidea; Camarodonta; Strongylocentrotidae
Product: serine/threonine-protein phosphatase 6 regulatory ankyrin repeat subunit A-like
Exons: 7
Coding region: 1-3750 (1249 amino acids)
Biological process (GO): RNA processing
Molecular function (GO): RNA nuclease activity; RNA binding; protein binding
Source: RefSeq, a predicted model, not a curated record